This is a messenger RNA of Nerophis lumbriciformis (worm pipefish), 1155 nucleotides long. Lineage: Eukaryota; Metazoa; Chordata; Actinopteri; Syngnathiformes; Syngnathidae. The record is from RefSeq and is a predicted model, not a curated record.
AUGUCCGCUGUCCCCUGGGCCACCCUGUUGGUCCUGGGCCUGGGCCUCACCAUCCCGCCCGUCAACGGGGCCGAUCGGGAAAUGAUCGACAGGAACUCGGACUUUUCCACGCGCUUAUUUCGGACGCUGGCGAGCCGCACCGACGACAAUGUAGUCCUGGCUACGACCGCGGUGUCGCGCGGCAUGGCGGCGCUGCUCGCAGGCACCGUCGGCACCACGCGGGACCAGCUGCAAGCGGUGCUCAGACUGGCCGGAUUGGACCCUGAAAACAUCACGGACCCGCUGUCGGUGAUGGGAGCCGGCGCCCUGAACCUGAAGCAAGGCGUGGCCUUCUUCAGCACCGCAGACACACAGGUGUCGGCUAAAUAUGCGGCCGAUCUUCAGAGCAAAUACGAGGGUGAUGUCAAGACCCUGGACAUGAGUGCGCCGCAGGACGCCGUCGACGCCGUCAACGCCUGGGUCCGCCAGCAGAUCGGCGAUCAGGCGCGGGACCAGCUGACCGCGCUGGACCCCCAGACGCGGCUGCUCCUGGCGACCGCGGCUUUCUACCGAGGUCGCUUCAGGUUGGCGUUCAACGCCAGCGUCACUCAAGACGAGCGCUUCUACGUGGACAAGUACCACGUAGUGACGGCGCCCAUGAUGUACCGAGCCGACAAGUACUUCCUGGCGUACGACCGCGCGCUUAAAACGGGCGUGCUCAAACUGCCCAUGACGGACGGGGCGGCCAUGUUGGUGGUGCUGCCCGAUGACAACGUGGACAUCGGCAGCGUGGAAGAAGAAGUCAACACGGAAAAGAUCCGCGCAUGGAUCGGGCAGCUCAAGAAGACGAAGCUGGAGGUGCAGUUGCCGCGAUUUACGUUUGAGGCUUCCUACUCUCUGGGUGACGUCCUGAAAACGCUGGGUGCCGUCCAAGUCUUCCAGGAUGACGCCGACCUCGGCAACAUGGGCGCCGCUCAGGGCUCCAAAGUGUGGCAGGUUCUUCACAAAGCCGCGGUGUCGAUGGACGAGAGUGGCGGAGGUGACGGCCCGGCCGGCGGCUUCUCCGGCCCUCAGCCUCGACUGACCGUCAACCGGCCGUUCCUCUUUGUGGUUUACCACGAGAGCAGCGGCGGCCUGCUCCUCAUGGGACGGCUUCGCGACCCCACCAAGACUUAA